Messenger RNA from Ectocarpus siliculosus, 2289 nucleotides. NCBI's taxonomy places the organism in Eukaryota, Phaeophyceae, Ectocarpales, Ectocarpaceae. The record is from the annotation of a GenBank genome assembly.
AUGUCUGCGUCGAAAAUUGAGUUCUACGUGUCGUGCAAGGGUCUCAAGAAAGCCGACGUUCUGAGCAAGUCGGACCCGUUUGCCGUCGUCAAGCUCGGGCAUACCAAUGAGGAUGGCAAAGUCAAGUACACAGAGAUCGGUCGCACGGAGACGAUCGGAAACACGUCGGACCCAGAGUUCACCAAGCAGUUCAUCUUGGAGUUCUUCUUCAACGAGAUCCAGUACGUCAAGGUCAAGAUCUACGACAGUGAUCAGGUGUCCGAUGAUGACGGCCUCGGCAAGGCUGACUUCACCUUGGGCGCGCUCAUGUCGGCGCCGGGGAGGAGCAUCACCGAAGCCCUGAAGGACAGGUCAGGACGAUUGGCCAAAGGCGUCAUGAUAAUCCGGGCAGAGGAAGUGGCGUCCUGUGCGGAUCGCUGCAAGCUCUCCCUCCGCGGCAUCAAGCUCAAGAACAAGGACGGCAUGUUCGGGAAGAGCGACCCUUUCUUCACUGUCUCGAGACUACGAGAGGACGAAAAGUGGCAGCAGGUCCACAAGAGCGAGGUCAUCAUGAACGACCUCAGCCCCGUUUGGCAGCCCCAAGACAUGUCGGUCCAGGCUCUAUGCAACGGCGACUACUUGCGGCCGCUGCAGCUGGAAGUCUGGGACUGGGAUCGUGACGGAGGCCACGACUGCAUGGGCCGGCUCACGACCAGCCUUCAGGGGUUGCUGGAAGGCCAGGGGCGCGAGAUGGACCUCGAGCUGGCGAGGAUAACAAGGGGAAGGGGCAGCUCAACGGUGGACCACGCGGAGGUACACAGGCAGCCCACGCUGCUCGAGUACCUCGCCGGUGGUCUCCAGAUCAGCAUGACGUGUGCGAUCGAUUUCACGGGGAGCAACGGCAGCCCGUCGCACCCGCAGAGCCUGCACUACCUCGACCCCUCCGGAAGGCUGAACCAGUACCAGCAGGCGAUCUGGUCGAUCGGGCACAUCCUGCAGGACUACGACUCGGACAAGAUGUUUCCCGUAUACGGGUUCGGAGGCAGGAUCAACGGCCAGCCCGUCAGCCACUGCUUCCCCAUCUGCAGGGUCUCUCACGCCGGAGGGUCCGAAGAAGCCUACGGUGUCCAAGGCAUCCUCGAGGCUUACUCCGCCGCCAUGACCAGCGUGCAGCUGGCGGGCCCGACGCUCUUCACGGAGGUGCUGCAGACGGCCAUGGCCAGGGCCAACCGCCCCACCACCCAGGCGGACCAGCGGUACAACGUGCUGCUGAUACUCACCGACGGCAUCAUCAACGACAUGCAGCAGACUAUCGACUCCUUGGUUGCUGCUUCCAACUUGCCGCUGAGCGUGGUGAUCGUUGGCGUCGGACAGGCCGACUUCUCGGACAUGUCCAGGCUGGACGGUGACGGGGGUAUGCUGGAAGACUCGGUCCGAACCAAGGCGACGAGGGAUAUCGUGCAGUUCGUCCCGUUCUCGAAAUACAACCUGGCCGAGGGCGGCAUGGGGGCACGGCUAGCAGCAGACACGAUGGCCGAGAUCCCGGACCAGCUCCUCAAGUUCUUCAGGUCUAAGUGGAAUGGCCACCAGCGGCAGUAGUACUAGCACGACACGAGCAACGGGAGAUUUACGCUCUGCGCUUUUCACCUCUCUCUGUAAAUCGAUCUAUCUUAAAUAGAGGGUUGGCCGUAGCAGUAUUUUUGGAAGUGGUCCACGACGACUCCUGUUGUACAGCGGUUCCGAUGGGCACUUGUUGCGGCGGAAGGUUGUUGUCACCAACACCUAUCUAUUGUAUCGCCAUAUCUUAACUCCAAUGGGGGCGUCGACUCGAUAGUAAGUAAGCGUUAUGUUGGAGAAAAACGCUUUCGAUAGACUUGACACCAAGGCAGGGAGGGUUUGGUGGGCGUGGAAGGAUUGAACCACUUAAUUAAAUGAACGUGCUUGUCGGCAGUUCAAAUGCCUUUUGGCGAAGGAUAAGAAUAAUUGGGAUUAACGUGAAAACGAUAGAAACGUACUUGAAACGGGUUUUCCGGCGAUGGCAUGUACUUUCGGAUUUCGUAUGAGUUUUUGAGAAAGAGGUUUGUUUUGUUUAAGGAUGGGUUCUAAUCUCGAAGAGAGGAGUGAAGAUAGACUCUGAUUGUUGGCUUGGGUGCCGUGCAAGGCGUGAAGCCGGCACUUCCUCAGCCGUCGAGAGCAACCAUGCUUAUGUACACAUGUAUACGCCAUGCAUCUAUCUACGAGAGAGAGCGUAGCGGCAGGACACGGGGUCUUUUUGUUGGAUACAACAUCAACGUUGGGAGGCUGCAGGUG